Messenger RNA from Anthostomella pinea, 945 nucleotides. The record is from the annotation of a GenBank genome assembly. Lineage: Eukaryota; Fungi; Ascomycota; Sordariomycetes; Xylariales; Xylariaceae.
AUGGUCUCCAGGUCUUGCCCCCGGGUAUACGGUGGACGGCUGGCGAGCCUGUACCUCGGCCUGGGAGGUCAAAAGCGAUCGAAUUGCGAAAAAAAAAUACAGAUCCGCAACGUUCGUAACUCGCCCGGCAACAAAGCCUACUACAACUUGUAUCCGGCGUCCACUGAGACCGCAGCAUGCGUCGACCACCUUACGCAAGCCGGCGCCGUGAUCGUGGGCACUACCAACCUUGGCUCAUUCACCACAGAGAGGAGACUUUUGGGUGUAUCGACUGGCAAGUACCGUGGAACCCGCGUGGCGAUGGGGGGAUUGGGGGAGGAUACGCACCAGAACAUUCUCGUGGCAACCUUCGCGGUCACGAAGCCCACCGGUGCGCAAUGGAAGCUCAUCACCGACCAAGUAGCUGGCACGAGAUCGGCUACGUACGAGUUCUCCGCCAACGUCUUGGAGGAGCUGUCGAUAUUCGAUAUCGACAACAAUGACAUCCGAGAUGACCGUGUGCAUUCUCCCGAGAACGAGCGCAUCGGUGUCAAUCAGUCAGCAAACAACGCCGACUUUGACAAGGCGAUGAACGAGUGGAUGGAGCUGAACGGCUCCUACGACCAGGACGACCCAUAUCUGGUCACAAUCCACAACGUCGACGACGAGAAACUGGAACGGGCACGCAGAGCACAGAGCGAUGGAAGCGACGUCGUGUGUAGUUGUACCAGGUCCCGCCUCCUGCGCUGGGGCAGCCGCCACGACAGCAACGGAAGCGUCACUGUGGCCGGUUCUGAGACGUCACCGGACGAAAUGGACGUCGACACGAGCAUGGAUAGCGACAGUCCCAGCUUCUGCAUCGACUCUGUCCAGCGGCGCAACUGGGGAAUCAUUGAUCUGGAGAAGGAUAGUGGACGCGUAGGACAGACCCGUCCAUGGCGGUGGCCGUGGACCGAACCUACCUAG